AUGGGCAACGUCGAGAAAGCAGCUCUGGUGGUAGAGACCGCGGUAGGCAUCGCAGCAACUCACGUGGGAGGAGUCGGGGUUCUGCCCGGGAGAGUCGGAGGCGUUCAAGGCUCGGCCCCUCCGGAUGGUUCCAUAGACCCCCAACAGCUCCUCUUGCAGCAAGCAAUGCAGCCUGGUGGCGCGGGGGCUAAUAAGAAGGCGAAGGAGUUGUAUGUGGGUAACCUAGCUCAAGGACAGGCGAACCAGGCCAACAUACGGGCAUUCUUCAACAACGCCUUAUCGGCUCUACCAGAAUACCAGCAGAAGUACGCUGCUCUAUUGCCGACUGGUGCGGUGAGAGAAGUGAGGAUGUCAGCGGAGGGCAUGUACGCCUUCGUGGAGUUCGCCUCAGAGGAAAUCGCCGUCACAUGUUUGGAACUGGAUAAGGCCGAGUUUCUUGGACGACCAAUGAAGAUCGGUCGGCCCACGGGGCUAAUAUUACCGGGCCCUGCCCCGCCCCCGAUGGACGUCAGCGUUCUGCGUAACCAGGGUUUCCUACCUACUAAGGCGAUGCCGACAAACCCUUCGCAGAACCGGAAGCAGCGCGAGCUCUACGUUGGGAAUCUCGCGAUUGGCGUGGUGACACCGCAAGUCCUUCACGAGUUAUUCGAGCCAGCCUGUAAAGUGCUCCCGGAUUACGACCCAGCUUUGGGGCCACCGGUGUUGCAAGCGGAAAUCAGAGGCGAUGGGAGAUUCGCCUUUGUGGAGUUCCAAAACGACCGACUAGCAACAGCCGCCUUGAGCAUUUUCAACGGGAUGGAAGUACUUGGGCGGCGUUUGAUCGUGAGCCGACCCCAAGGCUUUGUGGAGGGCGGCUCACCCGCUGGUUUGCCGGCUCCGACUGGCCAGCAACAACAAUGGAAUGCCAUGCCUCAACAAGCCAUCGGGGGUUGGGGAAUGACCACGACGGGUCAGGGUUGGGGUGGGGCUCAGCAGAUGCAACAACAUCAGUCCUGGGGCCCUGGAGGUCACUUGGAUAACGCCAACACUAUGCCGCUACAGAACCCACGGAAUUUCGGAGGCCAGAGUGAUGGUCAAGACGCGGCAGCCCGAGCUGGGGCGGAGGCGGCUCAGGCGCUCUUGGGGGGUGGUAGCCAGCAGCGAGGAGGGUGGUGA
Messenger RNA from Perkinsus marinus ATCC 50983, 1155 nucleotides. RefSeq lists its product as hypothetical. The transcript has 9 exons. The record is from RefSeq and is a predicted model, not a curated record. The coding region runs from base 1 to 1155 and encodes 384 amino acids. Gene Ontology annotation, molecular function: poly-pyrimidine tract binding; pre-mRNA 3'-splice site binding. NCBI's taxonomy places the organism in Eukaryota, Perkinsozoa, Perkinsida, Perkinsidae. Gene Ontology annotation, cellular component: U2-type prespliceosome; nuclear speck; U2AF complex.